AGAGAGAGAGAGAGGGAGAGAAAUCAGGAGGUGCGUAAAGUAGAAAACCUGAAUGAAAGACAUUGUCCUGAGAAAAAGACAAGUGGAGAGGAGAAUUAGAAGGGAAAAAGAAAUACAAAUAGAGUGGAGAAACAUUUAAGAGGAGCAGCAUUCUCUUGGCUCUACUGAUCUCACUUCCUGUCUAUAUUCGUGGGUGAUUGUGCCUGACAACCGUUGCCAUGGGUGAAAUGGAGCAACUGAGAAAAGAGGCAGAGAGCCUGAAGGAUGAGAUCACUGCAGCUCGUAAAGCAGUGCAGGACCUCACACUGCAGGAUCAUGUGGCAGGGACAUCUGUUGUGGGACGUGUCCAGCUAAAGAUCAGGAAGACAUUGAGAGGACACCUGGCCAAAAUCUAUGCCAUGCACUGGGGGACAGACUCAAAUCUGUGUGUCAGUGCAUCCCAGGAUGGCAAGUUGAUUGUAUGGGACACCUACUCCACCAAUAAGGUGCAUGCAAUCCCACUGAAGUCCUCAUGGGUGAUGACAUGUUCGUACGCACCUUCAGGAAACAUGGUGGCGUGUGGUGGACUGGACAACAUGUGCUCCAUCUAUAACCUGAAGGGCAAAGAUGGUAAUGUUAAGGUCAUGCGGGAGCUCGCAGCACACAAUGGUUACCUGUCUUGCUGCCGCUUCCUGAGUGACACUGAAAUCAUCACCAGUUCUGGAGACUGCACCUGUUUUUUGUGGGACAUUGAGACAGGAUCACAGAAGACUGUCUUUGCUGGCCAUCUAGGAGACUGUAUGUCCCUGGGUGUGGCCCCAGACUUUAACACUUUCAUCUCAGGAGCUUGUGAUUUCACAGCCAAACUGUGGGACAUCCGUGACGGCCAGUGCAGACAGACCUUUGGAGGCCAUGAGAGUGACAUCAAUGCCAUUGGGUUUUUCCCAAAUGGCAAUGCAGUGAUCACCGGUUCAGAUGAUGCUACCUGCAAGCUGUAUGACCUGCGUGCAGACCAGGAGCUCAUUACAUACCAGGACUCCGCCAUCAUGUGUGGAGUAACUUCCCUUGCUCCAUCCCUCUCUGGAAGACUUAUUCUUGCUGGCUAUGAUGACUUUAACUGCAACAUCUGGGACUCGCUUAAGGCAGAGAGAGUGGGAGUGUUGUCUGGUCAUGACAACAGAGUGAGCUGUAUUGGAGUGUCAUCUGAUGGCAUGGCCUGCUGCACAGGGUCAUGGGAUAGUUUUCUGAAGAUCUGGAACUAAGACACUGUCUCAAAAAGUGGCAAUAUCAGUAGAAUAUUUCAAAGACAGGGUAAAAUGUAAAGAAUACAAUUGAAACAGGACUAUGGGAAAUAAUUGUAUAAGUAGGGAGGGACAGGAAUGUUUGUUGUGCACAAGUUACAACAAGAAGGAUUGUGAAUCGAAAAAAAUAAUUCAGAGAUGGGCUGACUUGUAAAAUAAUCUAGUCAGAAAUCAUGCAAUAAUACAAAAAGUUUUUCAGGGAUUGCUAACUGCAAAAGUGGGCAUUUACAAAGCAUUUAACUAUUUGGUGAUUUCUGAGGUUAUUUUUGUUUAGGGUAAUUAACACAUGAAUGCAUAUAAUCACUAUAGCAUAUGAAAUAAGACUUCCAACACUAGUUGAAUCAAGCUUUCUGAUAUCAUCUACAAUGUGUAUCCUAUGCUAUCAAACCUACGUAUAUGACAGAGGUUGCCAAAAUAGUUGAUGGCUUAAGUCUACAAAGAAUUACAUUUUCACUUUUAUGAAAUGUGGUUUACAGACUAUAGAUAGAUCAAAUAUGAGUUCUAGUGAGAUUGUCUGAUUGAAUCUUCUUAUGUUGAAUUGUGUUAUUUUUUUUCUUUUUUGAUAGUGCACUGACAGUAUCAUCUGACUGUUCUUUUCUGCAUAUUCAAGCCAAUAAAAAACU
Molecule: messenger RNA, 1903 nt
Organism: Xyrauchen texanus (razorback sucker)
Lineage: Eukaryota; Metazoa; Chordata; Actinopteri; Cypriniformes; Catostomidae
Product: guanine nucleotide-binding protein G(I)/G(S)/G(T) subunit beta-3-like
Exons: 9
Coding region: 219-1241 (340 amino acids)
Biological process (GO): G protein-coupled receptor signaling pathway
Cellular component (GO): cytoplasm; heterotrimeric G-protein complex
Molecular function (GO): protein binding; signaling receptor complex adaptor activity
Source: RefSeq, a predicted model, not a curated record